This is a messenger RNA of Dreissena polymorpha, 1343 nucleotides long. RefSeq lists its product as uncharacterized. The record is from RefSeq and is a predicted model, not a curated record. The transcript is spliced from 6 exons. Bases 446 to 910 code for a protein of 154 amino acids. NCBI's taxonomy places the organism in Eukaryota, Metazoa, Mollusca, Bivalvia, Myida, Dreissenidae.
UUUUAUGUAGCGUUUUGUAUAGUAUGCAAUUCAUUAUGUUUUAACCUUUUCCAUACGUUAACGUUUAAUAAAUUGUUUACAGUCAAACACGAACAAGUUACUAUAUUUAAACUAAAACCUAAUAUCAACAUAGUUUUAUUACCGAAAUAUUCGAAUCAACCAUCGGGGCGUGGUUGCUAUUGCGACUAGGAUUACACAGAGGGGAUUCCCCUCAUGGGGUUGAACUUGUUUAUUGAGAAGUAUAAAUGACUGAUGCAUCGUUCAAAAUGCAUGGCGGAUUGCAGACUGAUUGAUGUUCAGGACGACAUCUGAAAACUCUUGAUACAGCUAGCUGCUUGGCGGUCCACAUGUCAUAUCAGUACAAGUCACGUACGAUACUCCAGUUUGCAAACAUUCCGCGCCGGAGAACAACCUUACUGAUUGGUCUCGGACACGCACUGUAUCGAUGGCUAAAAGUGACUCGAGACUUGCUGAACCAAAAGGAUUCCAUAGACAGGGCAGUGUCAGCCAACAAGACCUGAUACAGUGGGGAAAUGCCUCCGUUGAGACAUGCACUCUGAUAAGCUUGCUCGGAUACGGACCGGAGAUCAUACAGGCAAGGAGAGACGCAUACAGGGAGUGGGGCAGGCUUACGACUACACGGUCAUGUGGUGCGGCAACGUUGAUUGUUACGGGUAGCAAGGCUAAGGGGCUGAGCAACUAUCUGGAAAGUGAUUUUGAUGCAAUGCUUGUACUUAAUAGAGUGAUCUGUUUAGAUGAUGAUGUCAAUGCAAGUACCUUUCCUGGGGAGAUAACUGUGUUGAGAUCACUCAGCCGCAUGAGCUACCAUGGACACUGUGGACUGCUAUUGGAGAGACGUGGUAAAACAAUUAUCAGAAAGAAAUUUGAUGGCAACCUCUGGACUGGAUAAGGAACAGCAACGUACAUGGAUAUCAACAAUUACCGAAAUGAUUAAUGAAGGACCGAGAAUGAUACUAAGACUUCAAAAGAUACGACAAGCUCGUAUUGCUCAUCCUGAACCAUUACGGUGGAACAGCAGGAGAAGAAUUGAGCUGGAGUUGCUGCAGCUCAUGCACAUUUAUGGAAGGUAGUCGAUUUAACAACGCACGGGAUGUUUUAAAUAUGAUGUUGUUGUAUUACGGAUAACACUUGCUUAUACUGCGAUAACGUUCAUCGUUCAUAUUGUCAAAGCGAAUUGUUGAGCAGAUUGUGAUAUUUUAAUGACUUUACUAUUCAGGCAAUACAUGAACUCGUAAAUGUGAUUGUGAGGCGGGUUCGCUGAGGGUGAUUAUAUAAGGGGGGUGAGUUUACAACCUGAAUGAUGUUGUGGUAUGUUUUUGUAU